Molecule: messenger RNA, 371 nt
Organism: Topomyia yanbarensis
Lineage: Eukaryota; Metazoa; Arthropoda; Insecta; Diptera; Culicidae
Product: venom peptide SjAPI-2-like
Exons: 2
Coding region: 27-371 (114 amino acids)
Source: RefSeq, a predicted model, not a curated record
CAAACAGACUAACUCUAAUAUCAAAAAUGAAACUGGCAGUAAUUGCAGCUGUUAUCGCCGUUUUUGCUGGUCUGGCUAACGGAAUUCCAUAUGCCACGCAGUGCAGCGGUGUGAAUGAGGUAUUCCUCACUUGUGGAUCGGCUUGCCCAACAACCUGCAAUUCCUAUCGGUACGGAUCUCAAUGGUGUGGUCUUUCUUGCCAGCGAGGAUGUUUCUGCCGUUCGGGAUACAUCCGUAAUUCGAUAGGAGUAUGUGUUGAACCGAUUCGGUGUUCGGGAUACUAUGGAAAUCCCUACGGUUACUAUUCUUCCGGCUACUAUUCCUCCAGCUACUACGGUUAUGGCAAUGUUCUGGGAUCGGCAUAUUACUGA